Messenger RNA from Naumovozyma castellii, 342 nucleotides. It is a transcript of the gene RPL31A, whose product is annotated as 60S ribosomal protein eL31. The coding region runs from base 1 to 342 and encodes 113 amino acids. The transcript is spliced from 2 exons. The record is from RefSeq and is a predicted model, not a curated record. NCBI's taxonomy places the organism in Eukaryota, Fungi, Ascomycota, Saccharomycetes, Saccharomycetales, Saccharomycetaceae.
AUGGCCGGUUUGAAAGACGUUGUCACUCGUGAAUACACUAUCAACAUGCACAAGAGAUUGCAUGGUGUUUCCUUCAAGAAGAGAGCUCCAAGAGCUGUCAAGGAAAUCAAGAAGUUCGCCAAGUUACACAUGGGUACUGAAGAUGUCCGUUUGGCUCCAGAAUUAAACCAAGCUAUCUGGAAGAGAGGUAUCAAGGGUGUCGAAUACAGACUAAGAUUGAGAAUCUCUAGAAAGAGAAACGAAGAAGAAGAUGCUAAGAACCCAUUAUUCUCUUACGUCGAACCAGUUUUCGUUGCCUCUGCUAAGGGUUUGCAAACUGUUGUUGUUGAAGAAGAAGCUUAA